Molecule: messenger RNA, 1659 nt
Organism: Miscanthus lutarioriparius
Lineage: Eukaryota; Viridiplantae; Streptophyta; Magnoliopsida; Poales; Poaceae
Source: the annotation of a GenBank genome assembly
AUGGCAUUGCCGGUUCCACUCGUCCGCCUGGCGCUGCUGCUGCUCGUCGCGCUGCCAUUCUGCGCCGCGCAUCCCGGACCGGGGGACUUCCCUGCUCCUCGCUACUUCCAGAGCCCCGCGCUCCACUCUGAUGGGUUUGGCUUGCUGGCAAGGAGGUCAAUUGCUGAAGCUCCUACUGACAUCAACGUCACUACGAAUAGCUCCUUUGUAUUGGCGGCAGAUAGGACAUAUCGAAAGGAUCCCUUGAAUGGCUUCAGGAAAUACCCGGGCGGCUGGAAUAUCAGUGAAGUGCACUAUUUUGCCUCCGUCGGAUAUACAGCCAUUCCACUGUUCGCCAUUGCUCUGGCGUGGUUUGUGAUCUUUUUCCUGGUUAUGCUUGGGAUUUGCUGCCAUCACUGCUGUUGCCCGCAUCACACCUACAAGUACUCUCGAACAGCAUAUGCUCUGUCAUUGAUACUUCUAAUAUUGUUCACUUGUGCUGCAAUUGCUGGAUGUGCUAUGUUAUAUGAUGGCCAGGCAAAAUUCCACAAGAGCACAACAACUACUCUGAAGUUUGUUGUCAGCCAGGCAAAUUAUACCGUUGACAACCUUAGGAACCUAUCAGAUAGUUUGUCUGCUGCAAAGAGGAUCGACAUAGCACAAUCCUUUUUACUGCCUCCUAACGUGCAAACUCAGAUAAAUGAAAUCCAAGGAAAGCUGAACUCAUCAGCUACCGAUCUUGCUAUUAAAACAACAGAUAAUGCUGCGAAGAUAAAGAAGUUGCUAAACAGAGUGCGGCUGGCUUUAAUUGUCAUUGCAGCAGUGAUGCUUCUUCUCGCAUUUAUUGGCUUCUUGUUAUCCAUCUUUGGUCUGGAAUUCCUUGUCUCUCUCUUGGUUGUUAUUGGAUGGAUACUGGUUACUGGGACGUUUAUCCUGUGCGGUGUCUUUCUUCUUCUGCACAAUGUUGUUUCAGAUACUUGUGUUGCAAUGGAAGAGUGGGUUGCUCAUCCGACAGAACACACUGCCCUGGACGAGGUUAUCCCCUGUGUCGAGCCUGCCACAGCGAACGAAUCCCUGUACAGAAGCAGGCAGGUCACCUUCGAGCUGGUGAACGUGGUGAACCAGGUGAUCACCAACGUGUCGAAUAGGAACUUCCCUCCACAGUUGACGCCUUUCUACUACAACCAGUCGGGGCCACUGAUGCCUCUGCUCUGCAAUCCAUUCACACCUGAUCUGAGGGACCGCAACUGCACCCGAGGGGAGGUUACCUUGGACAACGCAACCCAGGUUUGGAAGAACUACGAAUGCCAGAGCAAAACCGUUUCAGGAGCCGAGAUUUGUGCCACGGUGGGUCGCGUCACCCCCAGCAUCUACAGUCAGAUGGCGGCGAGCGUGAACGUGAGCCAGGGGCUGUACCAGUACGGGCCUUUCCUCAUCCAGCUGGAGGACUGCACCUUUGUGCGCGACACCUUCACGACCAUCAACCAGGGCUACUGCCCCGGGCUGGAGCGGUACAGCAAGUGGGUGUACGUGGGCCUGGUGAUGGUCUCUUCGGCGGUGAUGCUAUCGCUCAUCUUCUGGGUGAUCUACGCCAGGGAGCGGCGCCACCGCGUGUACAGCAAGCAGCACCAGCCGUACCCGGUGGAAGACAAGCCAGCUACGAUGGUCCCGGGCGCAUGA